Messenger RNA from Callorhinus ursinus (northern fur seal), 2324 nucleotides. NCBI's taxonomy places the organism in Eukaryota, Metazoa, Chordata, Mammalia, Carnivora, Otariidae. The record is from RefSeq and is a predicted model, not a curated record.
CUUUUGGGUAAAGGGUAGAACCAGCGUCCUCUUACCAUCCCAUCCCUCUUUGGGCCUGGUGCCGGUGCAUGUUGCAUAAGCAGAGGGCGGAAGUUUCCCACACCUCCCCAGAGAAGGUUAGUGGCACCUGCCCCAAGCUUCCUAACUCAGGACUUCAGUUCCCUGCAGAGGAGAACUAUGACGCAGAGCAGGCUUGGUCCCAGCUUUGGCUCUCUGCUUCUCCACGAGCUCGUGGCCUCUCCCAGCCUGGUGCUAAGCAGUGUCAUGAGUCCGGACCAGGUUGGAGAUUAAUUCUUGGGCAUGGGGGCGCUUCAGGACUUGGAAGGAGGAGUGGCAGGUCCAAGGUCACCAACAGAGUGGCAGCUGCCCAUCCUUGACAUGUCCCUCCUCCUAGUAGUCCAUGACAGAGGCAAUCAGGCACCCUGGCUGGAAAAGACAGCCGGGAAGGGGGCCUGGGCAUGCCUGGCCUGUGCCAAGCCUUGGCUUUGACUGCCGCCUCCAGCUUCCCUGGCUCCUCCUCCCAGCCCCCCCCCCCCCCGACACACACACUUAAUACUUCCGGGACCCAGGCCACCCACUGCGGACUUUGGCAUUAGCUGUAGCUAGUGUGGAAGCCUGGAAAGACUGGGAGCAAAGUCUCUCAAACGGAGCAAAAGAAGGAGCUUCAGGCACUGUACUACCUGCUCGCUUUCCCCAGAGGUAAGCAGGGGCGCGGGAGCUGGGUGCUCAGAGGGGGCUCCCCUAGUCUCACACGUGUUGAUGAGUCGAAGCCGGCAGCUUUUCAUGUGCUUCCUCACACAUGAUCGCCCUUGACCCUCCACAGCUCCCAGCUGGGCCACAGCGGGUGCUGGCCCCACUGGUAGGGUAGAAAACAGGUUCAGAGAUGCGGUGAGAAGUUUGGGGCCAACAGGACUGAAGUGCUCUUUGCCCUGUACGUGUUCCCAAAAAUAAGGCCCAGUUUACAUGUAGAGAAUUCAGAUGCCGCUGGCUUAGCAGGAGAGGUGAAAGCCAAGCAGAUUCCUCUGCUCCCGUGCCCCGGCCCCGGCUCAUCUGGCUUUAGGUGAGGUGGCCGCAGAUACAGGGUCUGCCUGGAUCUUUGCUUUGCUUAGGUGAGCCAGCGUUUGCCAGUUACCUGCCAAGCAGAUAACUUCUCAAUCUGCUCAGACCAGACUUCCAGCUAGGGAGGAUGUUAGGGACAAGGGUUUAAGAGCCAGAGUAAACUAGACAAGUUUUCCUGCCCAGCCUCGGCUGCCACCUGCCGGUCACUUGGGCUCUGGCCAUGUGGCUGCCUCUGCUGCUGGGAGUCUUGCUCUGGGCAGUGCUGUGGUCACUCAGGGACCGGCAGAGCCUGCCCGCCAGCGAUGCUUUCGUCUUCAUCACCGGCUGUGACUCAGGCUUCGGGAAGCUUCUGGCCCUGAGACUGGACCAGAGAGGCUUCCGAGUCCUGGCCAGCUGCCUGACCCCCUCAGGGGCAGAGGACCUACAGCGAGUGGCCUCCUCCCGCCUCCACACCACCCUGCUGGAUGUCACGGAUCCCCAGAGUGUCCAGCGGGCAGCCAAGUGGGUGGAAACACAUGUUGGGGAAGCAGGGCUUUUUGGUCUGGUGAAUAAUGCUGGUGUGGCCGGGAUCAUUGGGCCCACACCGUGGCUCACACAGAAUGAUUUCCAUCGGGUGCUGAAUGUGAAUACACUCGGUCCCAUCGGCAUCACCCUUGCCCUGCUGCCCCUGCUGCAGCAGGCCCGGGGCCGGGUGGUCAACAUCACCAGUGUCCUGGGUCGCCUGGCAGCCAGUGGUGGGGGCUACUGUGUCUCCAAGUUUGGCCUGGAGGCCUUCUCUGACAGCCUGAGGCGGGAUGUGGCUCAUUUUGGGGUCCGAGUCUCCAUCGUGGAGCCUGGCUUCUUCCGAACCCCUGUGACAAAUCUCAAGUGUUUGGAGGAGACACUGCAGGAGUGCUGGGCACGGCUACCUCCCGCCACACAGGCCGCCUAUGGGGACGCCUUCCUCACCAAAUACUUGGAAGUGCAGCAGCGCAUCAUGAACCUGAUCUGUGACGCAGACCUGACCAAGGUGAGCAGGUGCCUGGAGCAUGCCCUGACUGCUCGUUACCCCAGAACCCGUUACAGCCCAGGCUGGGAUGCCAAGCUGCUCUGGCUGCCAGCCUCCUACCUGCCAGCCAGCCUGGUGGAUGCUGUGCUCACCUGGGUCCUUCCCAAGCCCGCCCAGGCAGUCUGCUGAAUCCAGCCUUCCUGCAGCACAUUGUUUCUGCUCCCACCCUGGUACUGCCUGAUGCCUGGCACAAAAUAAGCACUCAAUAAAUAUGUCU